GAAGCGCCUAUGGAAAAUGAAUUUGGUGGGCUGCCUUGAAACUCUGGUAGAACUGAUUCCUAAGAAAGAUACAUCUGAAGCCCAUGCAGAGUGCUUGGUUCCCAGCCAGCCCAUGCUGGAAACAGUGGCUCUGAAGGUAUUGGGAGGCUGCAAGCUCAUACUGCGUCUCUUGGACUGUUGCAGUAAAACUUUUCUCUUGUCCAUUAAACAUCUCUGCUCGAAGGAAUUCAUACUUCUGAACACGGUGGCUUUGGGGCUGUUGAGCCGGCUAUGGAUUCAGUACAGGUGUGUAUUGCAGACCCUCAUGUCCUUGUAUGACGUCUUGUCAACAACACUUCAGCUGGUAUCUGAGACCCAACAGAUGCCUUAUAUCAAGGGGUUUACCUUCCCUUCCGAUAUCAGUAACUUCCUUGGAAUUAACCUAUCUUCUGAGGUGAAGAAGCAAAAGGCUAAAAUGCUUACAACAAAAAAAUCUACCAGCUGGCUGAAGAAGCUCUUCCCAACAAUGGCAGAGGCAGUAUCAGAGGUUGGAAAAAAGAGAAAUUUUGUAACCUGUACAACUGAUGUGACAAACCAUAGCAUCCCACGCCCCAUGGAUAUUGGAGAGACAGUUCUGGUGCCCAGAGCCAGCAGAGGGAAGCACCUUGGGAUUGAUGUGAAGAGCUUGCUUAAGCCAUCCAGACAUCCAGCACAAGAGGGUAUAAACAUAGCAAUCAACACCUUUUAAAGCAAAGUUGGCACCACCUUCCUCUCGUGUAGCAAAGUCACAGCAUACUGAAUCUCUUGUACAGAUGGUCCAAACAGCUGCAUCGUUU
Chiroxiphia lanceolata (lance-tailed manakin) is the source of this 815-nucleotide messenger RNA. RefSeq names its product nucleolus and neural progenitor protein-like. Gene Ontology annotation, biological process: positive regulation of Notch signaling pathway. NCBI's taxonomy places the organism in Eukaryota, Metazoa, Chordata, Aves, Passeriformes, Pipridae. The transcript is spliced from 6 exons. Bases 17 to 727 code for a protein of 236 amino acids. The record is from RefSeq and is a predicted model, not a curated record. Gene Ontology annotation, cellular component: nucleus.